AUGACUCGGGACAAGCGUGGGAUGCAUUCACCGGAAAAUUCUCGGUCAAAACGAAGAAGACGUUCUCAGUUUGAAGGUCGGAGUAGGAGAUGGGUUUUCUCUUCCAAAGACUUUUCCAAUUGCACGGAUAAGAUUGUCGUUGUUUCAUACAAUAUACUUGGUGUUGAAAAUGCAUCAAAUCAUCUGGAUUUGUAUUCUAAUAUUCCACGUAGGUUCUUGGAGUGGAACAGGCGAAAAAGGCUCAUACUCAAAGAGAUUCAUAACUAUAAUGCCAGCAUACUAUGUUUCCAGGAGGUUGAUCAUUUUAAUGAUCUGGAUGAUCUUUUCCAGAACAGUGGCUUUAAAGGUAUUUACAAAGCUCGCACUGGGGAAGCUCAAGAUGGAUGUGCUGUAUUUUGGAAAGACAAAUUAUUCAAUCUUUUGCAUCAAGAAGAUAUAGAGUUCCAAAGAUUUGGCAUGCGUAACAAUGUUGCCCAGCUGUGUGUUUUGGAGGCAAACUGUGAUAAAAAAGAAUAUGAUGCAUCUAACCUAACAACAAUGGAAUCAUCCGCAGGAAAAAAAAAAUUUGUUUUAGGAAACAUACAUGUGUUAUUCAACCCAAAUCGUGGUGACAUCAAAUUGGGCCAGGUCAGACUUUUACUUGAUAAAGCUUACAAGUUGUCACAAGAAUGGGGCAACAUCCCUGUUAUUAUUGCUGGGGAUUUAAAUAGUGUUCCACAGAGUGCCAUAUAUAAGUUUCUGUCUUCAUCAAAGCUAGACAUCCAAUUACAUGAUCGCCGAAAUAUGUCAGGACAGCUUGAAAUCCAGACCAACAGAGUCUUCUCACAGAUUGGUGAUGACGCUAGCAUUUCGAUGUCUCUUUCAAGGCAAUUGCUAUACAGAUGGAGUGUGGAAGAACUAAGACUUGCAACAGGGGCAAAAGGAAUAACUCAUCUUCAGCACCAACUCAAACUCCGCAGUGCUUAUAGCGGUGUUCCUGGAAACCAUAGAACAAGAGAUGAUAUUGGGGAACCCUUGGCAACAUCAUACCACUCCAAGUUCAUGGGAACUGUUGAUUAUAUCUGGCAUUCGGAGGAUUUUAUUCCACUUAGAGUUCUUGAAACCUUGCCAAUUGAUAUUCUUAAAAAAUCUGGAGGACUCCCUAGUGAGAAAUGGGGAAGUGACCACCUAGCUGUUGUAUGUGAGUUGGCUUUUGCAAACAACAGCAAUGUAUGA
This is a messenger RNA of Sphenostylis stenocarpa, 1215 nucleotides long. Lineage: Eukaryota; Viridiplantae; Streptophyta; Magnoliopsida; Fabales; Fabaceae. The record is from the annotation of a GenBank genome assembly.